AUGAUCGGGUCGAAAUUCUGGGAGGUCAUCUCCGACGAGCACGGCAUUGACCCUACCGGCUCUUACCACGGUGACUCCGACCUACAACUGGAGCGCAUCAACUGCUACUUUAAUGAGGCAACCGGCGGCCGCUACGUACCGCGCGCCAUCCUAAUGGACCUCGAACCGGGGACCAUGGACUCCGUGCGCGCGGGCCCCUUUGGACAGCUCUUCAGGCCCGACAACUUCGUAUUUGGGCAGACUGGCGCAGGAAACAACUGGGCCAAGGGCCACUACACCGAGGGCGCGGAGCUGAUCGACUCGGUGCUGGACGUGGUGCGAAAGGAGGCCGAGUCUUGCGAUGCGCUCCAGGGCUUUCAACUGACGCAUUCGAUGGGCGGCGGUACCGGCGCGGGGAUGGGUACCCUGCUUAUCUCCAAGGUUCGCGAAGAGUACCCCGACCGUGUCAUGUCCACGUACUCGGUCAUCCCGUCGCCCAAGGUGUCCGACACCGUUGUUGAGCCCUACAACGCCACGCUUUCCGUGCACCAGUUGGUGGAGAACGCCGACCAGUGCUUCACCCUCGACAAUGAGGCGCUGUACGACAUCUGCUUCCGCACGCUCAAGCUCACCACCCCUACAUACGGCGACUUGAACCAUCUCGUGUCGGCUGCCAUCUGCGGCACGACCUGCUCGCUGCGCUUCCCCGGCCAGCUCAACUGCGAUCUGCGCAAGCUGGCGGUCAACAUGGUGCCGUUCCCUCGCCUCCACUUCUUCAUGAUUGGCUUUGCACCACUCACAUCCCGCGGAUCCCAGCAGUACCGCGCGCUGACGGUGCCAGAGCUGACCCAGCAGUGCUUCGACUCGAAGAACAUGAUGUGUGCCGCCGACCCACGCCACGGUCGGUACUUGACGUGCGCCGUGAUGUUCCGCGGCCGAAUGUCGACCAAGGAGGUGGACGAGCAGAUGCUCAACGUUGUAAACAAGAACUCGUCGUACUUCGUUGAAUGGAUCCCCAACAACGUCAAGGCCUCCAUAUGUGACAUCCCACCCAAGGGACUCAAGAUGUCCACCACUUUCGUGGGCAACACCACAGCUAUCCAGGAGGUGUGGAAGCGCGUGGCGGAGCAGUUCACAUCGAUGUUCAGGCGGAAGGCGUUCCUCCACUGGUACACCGGGGAAGGAAUGGACGAGAUGGAGUUUACCGAGGCUGAGUCCAACAUGAACGACCUCGUGUCAGAGUACCAGCAGUAUCAGGACGCCACGGCGGAAGAAGAGGGAGAGUUCGACGAAGACGAAGAACUCGACGACGCUAUGGGAUAAAAUUGCUAUUAGAAAUACAGAGAGAAAACAGACCGGGUUGCAGGAGUAGACCCUCGCCUGUAGUAGUACCACAACUUACGUGUUCGCUGGCGCUUGUUUUCCCCAGAGGCUGCCGGCUGUACCAUACAGACACAGUAUAUAUUCCGUACAGUAUGACCAAUAUUGGUUUAAGGGGUCAGGAAGUGGUUUAUUCCCGCGCCUUCUGAGCAUUUUGCAACGCCUUCGUGGCGGUUGUGCCCCGUGGUGCUGCGGGCUAGAGUUUUUUUUUUGUCACGUCGGGUAGUUCUGGGACUUUGGGGGUGGAGUGCGAUCGAAGUGAUCGGUGGUGCCACGGGAUGUACACAACGAAUAACAAAGCUUGUGCAACG
Ectocarpus sp. CCAP 1310/34 is the source of this 1670-nucleotide messenger RNA. Lineage: Eukaryota; Phaeophyceae; Ectocarpales; Ectocarpaceae. The record is from the annotation of a GenBank genome assembly.